Molecule: messenger RNA, 1505 nt
Organism: Bemisia tabaci
Lineage: Eukaryota; Metazoa; Arthropoda; Insecta; Hemiptera; Aleyrodidae
Product: protein KTI12 homolog
Source: RefSeq, a predicted model, not a curated record
UGGUUUGCUGAUUGCUGUUUUGGCUAAUCACAAGAAAUCAUGUGCACUCUUACAGUGCAUAUUUUUUGAGUCCAUAAAAAUUACUCAUGUCCUUUUGUAGUGAAAUUCUGUUCAGUAUUUGCGUUACGUUGUUUGUUAGUUCCAGGUAAAAGCCUGACGUGAACCUCAGCUCUCAAUAUUUUUACUUGUUUCCUCUCACUCAAGUGUUAUACCUUAUUUCCUUGAUUUGAUUACAUUCCUCCUCGGCAAUCAUUGACGCUAGUUCUUUCUGAAAUGUAGUUUCCAAAUUUCUACAGUUUGCGAGUCAUGCCCUUAAUCAUCAUCACUGGGUUUCCCAGUAGUGGAAAGUCUUUGUGGGCAUCAAGAAUCCAAAAGUAUCUUCUGUCGGAGCGCAACAAAACUGUUUGUGUAGUGUCAGACAACGAUGCCAUUGCCACCUCUGGAAUUCCGAAAAAUGAACUAUAUUUUGAUUUCCAGAAAGAGAAGCAAAUCCGGGGUAUCUUGAAAUCAGAAGUUUUAAGGCUGCUAACACAAGGUGACGUCGUCAUAUUUGACGCCAGCAAUUAUAUUAAAGGUUACCGCUAUGAAAUGUACUGUGCAUCAAAAAGUGCUAAGACAACUCAAGUGACAGUGGAGUGUGCUAUAUCAACAGAGAAAGCAUGGGAAUUUAAUUUGAAGAGACCUGAAAGUGAAAGGUACACAGAUGAAGCCUUCAAAGCGCUUUGUAUGAGGCAUGAGCCACCUGACUCAAGAAACAGGUGGGACUCACCACUAGUGACUAUCCAACAUGACGAUGAACUUCCCGGCGAAACCAUUUACAAAGGCUUAUUCGAACGGCAAGCACCUCCACCAAAUAUGUCAACGCAAUGUACUCCUCUCGCCUCGACCAAUUUCCUGUAUGAACUGGACAAAACAACGCAAGACAUUAAUUCUGCUGUUCUAUCUGCCAAAAAUCUAUGCCUGUUGGGGGAAAAUGUAAAGUUGCCUGGUUACGAAAAGUACGAGCUUUCGUCCCUAGAUUCAAGUGUAACACCGAUAAAACUGGCAAAACUAAGACGGCAGUUUCUAUCAUACACCAAGCUGAACCCUCCCUCUCAACCGGAUCUCGAUAAAAUCGCAGCUUCGUACUUUGAAUUUUUAAAUGCAAACCUAAAACAAACGUAGUAAAACCCUUGCAACUUCAUUAAGAAUUUCAUUGUUUUUAGAUGUUCAGACUGAUUUUUUAUAUUUUUUCAAGUAAUUUUUCAAUUCAUAGGUAACAGCAGACAAAAUUGUACGUGGACAAAAGAAGUUAACACACUUGUCAGUGUAAUCAUCUCUUCUUUAUUUAAGAAACAAUCAAUAACAAAGCAUUAAAAAUUACACCGUCAUAGGUAACUUACAAUAGUCUUGGGACUAAGUUGAGUUGAUGUUAAUGAAAAUGCAAACAAAAGUGCCUCUUUUCAUGUGCAUCUACCCAUUCUGCGGCAGAAGUAGAAGUGUAAAUAAACGUGAAUUGACGAUUC